AUGGUUCGCUCGCUCUUUGCUCUCGCCCUCCUGGGCGCCCAGGCCGUCGUCAACGCCGCGACCGAGGUUGAGACUCGUACCCUCGAUGAUAUCUACAAGGCCGCUCUCGCCGAGGGUGGCGUCGUCACUCUCUGGCACGGUGGUGACGAGACCACCCAGCAGAACAGCUUGAAGGCUGCCUUCGAGAAGAAGUUCCCCGGCAUGACCCUCAACGUCACCGUCGACCUCUCCAAGUACCACGACGGCAAGCUCGACGAUCAGCUCGCCGCCAACAACGUCUACAUCGACAGCAUCAUCCUCCAGACCCUCCACGACUACCCUCGCUGGAGCGAACAGGGCGCCCUUCUGGACUACGCCCCCCUCGGCCACGAUGCCAUCCUCCCUGAGUUCAAGCCCAACGGCACCGCCUCGUACUACGGCAUGUUCAUCAUCGCCUGGCUCAACACCUGGAACUACCAGAAGCUCUCUGGCAUUGAGGCUCCUGUUGAGCCUGAGGACUGGCUGCGCCCUGAGUUCAAGGACAAGCUUGUCCUGACUUACCCCAACGACGACGAUGCCGUCCUCUUCGCUUUCGAUCUCAUCAUCAAGCAGUACGGCACCGCCUGGUUCGACAAGCUCAUUGCCCAGAACCCCCGCUGGGUCCGCGGCACCCAGACUCCCGGCACCAUCCUCCGCCAGAACAGCACCCAGUGGGCCGCGACCUUCACCGGUUCCGGCAGCCUGAACCCUACCGCCCCGGUCAACACCUCCCACCCCAUCACGGGCAAGUUCGUCUCGUGGCCCCAGACCGGCGGCAUCCUCAAGAACGCCCCUCACCCCGAGGGCGCCAAGCUCCUUCACAGCUACAUGCUCAGCACCGAGUUCCAGGAGUCUCGCGGAGGAUGGUCCGUCCGCGGCGACGUCAAGCUCCCCAACAACUACACUCCCAUCCUCGAGACCCCCGGCACCGACCCUACCGCCUUCGGCCCCUGGAUGUCUGACCGCGCUGCCGUUGAGAGAUUCCGCUUCUGGAUUGAGGACCGCAUCGGCAGUGCUCAAGGCCUCAGCCCCCUCAUUGACGACCUCUGA
This is a messenger RNA of Colletotrichum karsti, 1068 nucleotides long. RefSeq lists its product as uncharacterized. The coding region runs from base 1 to 1068 and encodes 355 amino acids. The transcript has 2 exons. NCBI's taxonomy places the organism in Eukaryota, Fungi, Ascomycota, Sordariomycetes, Glomerellales, Glomerellaceae. The record is from RefSeq and is a predicted model, not a curated record.